This is a messenger RNA of Guillardia theta CCMP2712, 1633 nucleotides long. RefSeq lists its product as hypothetical. The record is from RefSeq and is a predicted model, not a curated record. NCBI's taxonomy places the organism in Eukaryota, Cryptophyceae, Pyrenomonadales, Geminigeraceae. The transcript has 2 exons. Bases 14 to 1585 code for a protein of 523 amino acids.
CAGGCUCGUAAGGAUGCUGAGCCGCAUCGAGAUCGUGGAUGCGGAGGAGAUGACUGCUGGAGCCACCAACAAGUCGGCGAAGAGGAUUGGAACUGUUGUGGCCGGGGUGGCAGCAUCGCUCCUGCUCAUGGCGGCGGUCGUUCAUCAUUAUCACUCUUCCAGCUCCCUCCUGCAGAAUGUCGACGAGCAGCGGAGGAUCUCCGCUCUGAAGGAGCUCGGAGCGAACAGUCUGCUCUUUCUGGCUGAGAGGCAGGCAUACAUCAACGGGUUCAAGGCUGGAGAGAUUGCAGGGGAAGAGGACGUGGUCGAAGACGAGAGGCAGCAGGAGAGGAUGGCCGCCGUCCUGGGCAAGUGGGAGGCAGAGGCUAAGGAGCGAUUGGAAGCUGAGAAGUUCAGGUCAGACAGGAUGAACAAGGUUGCAGGAAUCAACCUCCCGAAGGCUGACAAGGAGGACGUGAAGUCUGCGGCGAAGGCAAGGCUUGCGGCCAAGUCGUCUGUGCUUGCUCAGCCUGGAAGCAUGAUGGCUCUCAAGCUGAUGGAGUUCUGCGCUAAGGAGUUUGCCGGCAACGAGAUGCUCCAGAGGUUCUGCUACGACAGGCUGAACUCCAAGGAGAAGAGCAAGGAUGCUGCUGCUCUCUCGCAGGUCAUUGACUCCCCUACCAUUGAAGGCGCCAUGGAAAAGGCCGAGUCCGAGGGCCUGCAGGGACCCCCCAAGUACGCGGAUCUCCAUGGAGAGCUCUUUGACGUCAUUCCGUUGAAGUCGGCUGCUCGCUCAGUGGCUCAGAGCAAGAAGAAGGGCGAGGUUGAAGUGAAGGCGCAGACUCUCCAGCAGAGCAUUGAUGAAGCGCAUGACCUUGGCUUCAAAGGAGACCCCCAGGCGAUCAUCUACCAUCCUGCACACGGAAAGCCUGAUGUGUACAUGAAGGCGAAGCCUUAUGUCAAGCCCCCACCUCUCUCGGGCACGACCCAGGAGUUGGCGUCAGCACAGCAAGGAAAGAUCGAAGUGGACUCAAGCACACUUGCCGGUAGCAUCAAUGCUGCUCACAAGAUGGGAUUGAAGGGCCAGCCAGAGGCCAUCGUCUACCAUCCAGCACAGGGAAAGCCAGAGCUCUACGUGCUUCAGGACAAGUCGUCAGCCCGCAAGGCCGCGGCCCAGAAGAACAUCGAGAAGAAAAUGCAGGGGGAGCAGAAAUCUGAGCUGAGCCAACGGCCUAUCGAGGUUGAUGGCCGCACGCUCUCGUCGAGCAUGGCGUUGGCUCGGUCUCUGGGAUUGAAGGGCAGGCCUGAAGGAAUUAUCUACCACCCUGCUAGCGGCAAGCCCGUCCUCUACUUUCCUGGGUCGUCGAACCAGUCUCCACAGGGAGCAACAGAGCUGGCUGCAGCCCCCGUAAGGAAGGUGGGAGCGCAUGAGGUUGAGGUGGACGGCAAGACGCUGCAGCAGAGCCUUGCGGAGGCGCGAGCGAUGGGCUUCAGGGGAGAUCCCGAAGCUAUCGUGUAUCAUCCUGCCCACGGCAAGACGGCGAUCUACCAGCGUGCCAACUCCAUGGCGGCAGUGGAUGUGCCUGUAAGAAUGAGGCACAACUGAAAAUGUUAUGCCCAGAUUCGCGAUGUAUAAAAAGGAACGUUUGUGCUC